Molecule: messenger RNA, 1996 nt
Organism: Labrus mixtus (cuckoo wrasse)
Lineage: Eukaryota; Metazoa; Chordata; Actinopteri; Labriformes; Labridae
Product: cholesterol 24-hydroxylase-like
Exons: 15
Coding region: 66-1604 (512 amino acids)
Biological process (GO): cholesterol catabolic process
Molecular function (GO): heme binding; cholesterol 24-hydroxylase activity; iron ion binding
Source: RefSeq, a predicted model, not a curated record
CACUUCACAGUCACUCACAGACCGACCGGUUCAGCAUUACGGUCUGUGGGAGUUCACGUCUCAAAAUGGCGAUUUUUCACCUAAUUCUGGGCUGGACUGCCCAAUUGUUUAUGUUUCUGCUCGUUCUGGUUUUAAUUGCGUUUCUUGGCUACUGCUUGUAUUUAAAACACAUUCAUGACAAAUAUGACCACAUACCUGGACCACCGAGAGACAAUUUCAUUCUUGGACAUUCCCCAUCGCUUUUGAAAGUCAUGAAUGCUGGCACAAACACGCACGAUCUGUUUUUGGAAUGGUCCAAGACAUAUGGGCCUGUUUGCAAGAUAAAUGCUCUGCAUUACAUCCUUCUCCUUGUGACCUGUCCAGAGACAACAAAGGAAGUCCUGAUGUCCCCAAAGUACCCCAAGGACAAAUUCCUCUACAAGAGACUCUUUUCCAUGUUUAGUCAAAGGUUUCUAGGUAAUGGCCUGAUAACAGCACAGGACCAUGAACUGUGGUAUAAACAGCGCCGGAUCAUGGACCCUGCAUUCAGCAGCUUGUAUCUGAGAGGUCUCAUGGGCACCUUCAAUGAGAGGGCAGAGAAACUGAUGACGACACUUACGGAUUGUGCUGAAAAGAAAACCGAGGCCAACAUGCUACAACUAGUCAACUGUGUUACUCUUGAUGUUAUCGCAAAGGUUGCUUUCGGCGUGGAGUUAGACCUGCUGCAGAAUAGUUCUCUUUUCCCAAAAGCCAUCGAGACAUGCCUUAAAGGGAUGGUAUACUACGUGAGAGACUCAUUCUUUGAGUACAAGCCAAAGAACCGCCCAUUCAUCAAUGAAGUGAGGGAAGCUUGCUGCCUGCUGCGAUCUACUGGAGCCAAGUGGAUCAAUGAGAGAAAGACUGCCAUGAAAAACGGCGAAGAAGUCCCCAAGGAUAUCCUCACGCAAAUCAUCAAAUCUGCUGGCAAAGAGGACAGCAUGACAACAGAAGAUGAGGAGUUAAUGUUGGACAACUUUGUGACAUUUUUCAUUGCUGGGCAAGAAACAACGGCCAAUCAACUCGCUUUUUGCAUCAUGGAGCUUGGAAGACAGCCCGAUAUCCUGGAGAAAGUGAAGAAAGAGGUGGAUGAUGUCAUCGGGAUGAAACAGGAAGUUAGUUACGACGAUCUUGGAAAACUGGUUUACCUUUCCCAGGUUCUCAAAGAGACUCUGAGGCUUUACCCAACAGCUCCAGGCACAUCACGUGACAUACUGGAAGAUAUGGUCAUCGACGGUGUCCACAUACCCGCAGGAGUCACACUUUUUUUAAGCUCCUACACUUGCGGGAGAAUGGAUCAAUUCUUCAAGGACCCGCUUAAAUUUGACCCAGAAAGAUUUCACCCAGAUUCUCCAAAGCCCUAUUACUGCUACUACCCCUUUGCCCUCGGCCCGCGAUCCUGCUUGGGACAGAACUUUGCUCAGAUGGAGGCUAAAGUGGUGAUGGCCAAGCUACUCCAGAGGUUUGACUUCACCCUGAAGCCGGGGCAGUCCUUUGACAUCGUGGACUUUGGCACGCUCAGGCCAAAAAGUGGAGUGGUGUGCUCCAUCAAAUACAGGGAUUAUAAGAAUGAAAUAGGCAAACAAUAGUUUAACAUGGGGAUAAAUCAUAUUAGUUUACGUGGUGAAAACUGGGUUGUUGGUUUGCUUUUACUAAUGUCGCGAUUGCGGCUCUGUGACAAAAGCCCUUAAUGCUAAAAAGUGUUUAAACACUCUUCCUAUACUUAAUACUUCUUUAUGCAGAUGAAAUAGAAUCUGAGAUGCUGAACAGGUUAUUAACUUUUAUGAUGAUUAUUUUGUGUGAAAGGAUGACAAUAUUGGAAACUUUUUAUUUACUGUAACAAUAUAAUUAGCCCUUAUUUCUUAUACCUUUAACCACUGAGGGUCCAAACCGCUUUAUUUACCUGUAAUACUGAUGUAUAUCAAAUGUAUAAUGUAUAAUAAAAACUACAAAAUAGCAUUUUAUCAAAUUAUCAACAUUU